Molecule: messenger RNA, 1752 nt
Organism: Limanda limanda (common dab)
Lineage: Eukaryota; Metazoa; Chordata; Actinopteri; Pleuronectiformes; Pleuronectidae
Gene: cfap53
Product: cilia and flagella associated protein 53
Exons: 8
Coding region: 1-1704 (567 amino acids)
Source: RefSeq, a predicted model, not a curated record
AUGAUCCGGAGCCAGGCCCGACCCGCGACCCGGGAGGUCAGGGGUCCGGGCCCCUACGCCAUUGCCGUGAUCGCGAAACCAAGGCUGCCUCCGGGGCAUCAUCAUGAGGAGAUCAUGUUCGAGAGACGGGAGAAGGACUUCGCCCGAGACCAGCUCCUGAGGUUCAACAGGAACCAGAAGAGCUGUGACCUGAACAGCUCGUGGCUGGAGACCUCCGAGCGUCACAUCCUGAAAGGAGCCGUCAGCAGAGAAGUCCAAGCGGCUCUGAAAGUGUACGAGACCGAAGUCGAGGGACGGAGACACAGGCUCCAGGCUGUGUUGGCGGAGGAGGAGAAGCAGCUCCUGCAGGAGGUGGAGGACAAGAUGGAGACGGUUGAGGAGAGACAAGAGAAGAUGAGAGUGAGAGCGAAUACACUGAGGGAGAGAAGAGAGAGAGCCAGACAGGAGCUGGUGUCGGAGAAGCUGGAUAAGCAGUUCAGGGAGCAGUGCCAGGGGGUGCGGGCCGUGCUGAACAGACAGAGGCAGCACCAGGUGAAGGAGGAGCAGGCGUCUCUGCUGAGGAGGCGCCAGCAGCAGCUGCAGCAGCAGCAGGAGGAGGACCAGCUGUUCGACCAGCUGUGGGAAGCCGACCGACGAGCCAAAGACGAGCAGGAGCAGCAGCGGGCGGAGACUCAGCGGCUGAGGGACAUGGAGCAGCUGGUCGGCCUGGACACUCAGGUGGAGGAGGCGGAGCUGAAGAGACGGGCGGAGAAGGAGCAGAAAGAGGAGGAGUUUCGACUCAUGAGGCGGGAGGAGGAGGAUCAGCGGCUGCUCGCUCAGCAUCAGCAGCGUCAGAAGAUCCAGACUCGACUGAGCAGACAACACGAGCUGGAUCAGGACUUCAGGAUGAAGAUGAAGUAUCGAGGUCGAGAGCAACAGGACAAGGAUCAGCUGGACAUGAACAUUCAGGAGCUGCUGCUCCAACAGGAAACAGACAAGAAGCAGAAAGAUGCUCAGAAGAAGGUAAACACACCUGAGCCUCUGAAUGUUGAAGUGAUCGGUUGUGGAGUAAAUGCAGUGUGUAGCGGUGGCCAGCAGAGGGUGUCAGAGAGCUAUAACCACCCGGACCUCAGGGCGGAUCUGUGUGAGGAAGGGCGACGGUACCGCAAGUAUCUGUCUGAUGAGCAGCAGCGCCAGAGGAUGGAGGAGGAGGAGAUGGAGCAGAUGAUCCAUGAGAAGGUGGAGGAGAACUGGGACAGAAAAGACGAAGUGAAGCGUCUGGAGCAAGAGAACCGAGAGCGCAUCAUCAAAGAGGUGGUGGCGGAUCAGCGUCUGCAGAUCCAACGAAACAUUAACCUGAAGGAGCAGAAACGUGCUGCUGAAAUCAGAGAGAGAGAAGAGAUGACCAGACUGAUGGAGGAGAUGAAGGUGAAGGACGAGGAGGAGAGAAGAAGGGAGAGGCGGAGGCGUGAGGAGUAUGAGUUGGGCCUCAGGCAGCAGGUGAAGGAGCAUGAGCAGCUUCGGUCUGAUUUCAGAGCUCAGACUCAGAAAGAGGAGGAGCAGACGGCGACGCUGCGGCAGAUCAACCACGACAGGAUACUCCAGGUCCUGGCGGCGCCCAUCGCCCACACCGCCGCCACACACCCGUUCAGGAGAGGGACGUCCAGCUCCGCCCUCACAGACCAUCACAAGUCUGACCAGGAGGACAGUCUGUCUCCAAAGUGACCGGAGACUUCAGUCACUUCCCACAUGAUGAUCAGUCCUUUUAAUUAC